This is a messenger RNA of Paramormyrops kingsleyae, 3167 nucleotides long. RefSeq names its product E3 ubiquitin/ISG15 ligase TRIM25-like. Gene Ontology annotation, molecular function: zinc ion binding; protein binding. NCBI's taxonomy places the organism in Eukaryota, Metazoa, Chordata, Actinopteri, Osteoglossiformes, Mormyridae. The record is from RefSeq and is a predicted model, not a curated record.
UCUCACACACAGACGAAAGGAAACGAAACUGAAUCCUAUCAGCGUUUGUUGAAAAAUGGCAGAAGCUAGUGACGCAGUGGAUCAGAACCAGUUCUGCUGUCCAAUCUGUCUGGAUCUACUGAAGGAUCCAGUGGCUAUUCCCUGUCGACAUAGUUACUGUAUGAGCUGCAUUAAGAGCUGCUGGGAUCAGGAGGAUCAUGCUGGAGUUUACAGCUGCCCCCAGUGCAGACAGACCUUCGUACCCAGACCUGUUCUGGGCAGAAACAUCAUACUGGCUGAAGUGGUGAAGAAACUGAAGAAGACUGGAUUACAAGCUGAUACUCCUGUUGACCAUUAUGCUGGACCUGGAGAUGUGGAGUGUGACGUCUGUACUGGAAGAAAACACAAAGCUGUCAAGUCCUGCCUGGUGUGUCUGGCCUCCUACUGUGAAACUGACCUGCAACUUCACAAUAAACUCCACCAUGCAAAACAACACAAGGUGAUUGAUGCCAUCAGCUGUUUGCAAGACAAGGUCUGUUCCCACCAUGACAAACCCCUGGAGGUCUACUGCCGUACCGACCAGCAGUGUAUCUGUUAUCUCUGUACGAUGGAUGAACACAGAGGCCAUGAUACAGUCUCAGCCGCUGCAGGAUGGGCGGAGAAACAGAAACAAAUGGGUGAAACACAGAGGGAAUUUCAGCAGAGAAUUCAGAUGAGAGAGAAGGAGCUGCUGGAGCUGAGAGAGGCUGUGGGCUCAUUCACAAGCUCAGCACAGUCAACAGUGGAGGACAGCGAGAGGAUCUUCACUGAGAUGAUCCGCUCCAUUGAGAGAAGACGCUCUGAGGUGACACAGCUGAUCAGAGAUCAGGAGAUGGCUGCAGUGAGUCAGGCUGAAGGAGACAUGGAGAGACUGAAGCAGGAGAUUGAUGAACUGAAGAGGAGACACUCUGAGCUGGAGCAGCUUUCACACACAGAGGAUCACAUCCAUUUCCUCCAGAGGUGCCAGGGUCUUCCUGUCACCCCUGAUGCUUCAUUUGAACCCAGAAUCUCCAUCAGUCCAGACUGCUCUUUUGAGAAUGUGAAGAAGGUGGUUUCUGAACUGAAGGAUCAACUGGAGAAUGUUUGCAAAAAGAAAACGACAGAGAUCCAUAAUACAGUUAACAAAGACACUGUCGUACCGGUAUUAGUGCCCAGGACCAGAGCAGAAUUCUUACAAUAUUCCUGUCAGCUCACUCUGGACCCCAACACAGCAAACAAUAACCUCCAUCUGUCUGAGGGGAACAGAGUGGUGACAUGGAAGAGAGAGACACAGUUAAAUCAUGAUUACAAGAUGUUUAUUGGUCACCAGGGCAGGUCUGACACAAGCCAGCAAGUGCUGUGUAUAGAGGGUCUGACUGAGCGCUGCUACUGGGAGGUUGAGUGGAGCGGGAAUGGGGUCGGUAUAGGUGUCACAUAUAAAGGGAUCAGCAGGAAAGGGUGGGUUUAUGACAGCAGACUUGGAUACAAUGACAAGUCCUGGUGUUUGUCCUGCUCAACCUCCAGUUACUUAUUCCGGCAUAACAACAUGCAAACUUCAGUAUCUGGCCCCUCCCCCAGGAUAGGAGUGUACCUGGAUCACAAGGAAGGAACUCUGUCCUUCUACAGCGUCUCUGACACAAUGACCCUCCUGCAGAAGGUCCAGACCACGUUCACCAAGCCGCUCUAUCCUGGGUUUGAGCUUGAUGACAGUACUAUCAAACUGUGCUAAAUAGGUUAACUCAUCUCUUUAAAUUUGGGGUAUUUAACAUUUUGUGUAAAAAGUGGAAAUAAUGAAUAUGAAAAUAAACACAACUAUUAACUGCAAGCAGUGACUGAGGGUCCAAACGGUCAGAAUGUUGUUCAUGGCAUAGACACAGUAUAUUAGCACUGAUGGAAAAUGGAGCACUGACUCUCACUGGUGGCCAGUGUAUUAACAGUCAGACAGUAGUAAAUAUUGCUGUGACAAGUUGGUUGAAUUUGAGUCUAGAUAUAAUGGGUCAGGAGAUAUAGGACAGAUUGUAGAAACCUGCGUGUAGCACAUCCCCCCAAUUGAAUGUCUGGUUUGGGUCAGAUGGUCUGAGCAGUAGGUAGAAAUAGGCACCUUCCUACCUAAUGUGGUACAGUAGGUCUAGAUCUUACAGGCUAAGCUUUGUUUAUGCUGGCUGUGUAAACUUAGACUUUAUUGCAUGUUCAGAACAUUGAUUCAUAAUUUUGGUAGACUGUUCCCUCAUGUAUGGAAUAUUACAUCACUUGUGCUGUCACCACUGUUGUGAUUAUAACACUGUUGUGAUUAUGACAUAGUUCAUGAGUCCCAUCAGACAAUGAGACAAGCAUAAAUGUCUGUGUAACACAAAUAUAGUCUAUUUUAGUUUUCAAAUGUGCAUGUGGUUUCCAGUUUGCCUCUCAUCAGUAAUAAUAAAGUAUUAUUAUUAUCAAUGUUAAGCAUGAUGAGUACGCCUAGAAAACUGAGAAUAAUUUUCAACUAUGGCAGGUCCAGCAGGGAGUAAAAUCAUGCAUGUUUGACAAGUAUGUCAAUGUCGUGAACAACAUCUAAGAAAAAGACCCAUUGGAAUGUAAUGACAUUCGACAGUGGUGUGAAUCGCUGCAACUUAUAUUAUUAGCUUGCAAUAUGCAGUCAGUCUGUGGUGUUGUAGUUUGACUAUUUCCAUUAGCAAAAGCAGCCCUAUGUAUGCGUUACACUGUUUAUUUUGACAACGUAUUUUAAUUUAGUUUUAGUCUUAGUGCUUUGACGAAAAUGCAAAUUAGUUUUAGUUAUAUUUCAGUCAUCUGAUUUUUUUUUGUUUUAGUCUAGUUUUAGUCAACGAAAAUUACAGGAUAUUUAGUUGAUUAAAUCUAAAGUAGAUUCAGUCGAUUAAAUCUACAGUACAUGCAGUCAAAUGAAACUAACAGGUUUAGUCGUAGUCUAACAGAUGCAUGUACACAGGGGUGAGCACAGAUUAGUCAGCCUCUAUCUCAUCUAGAUUCCUCAAGCUAACAUCUGUAAAGCUGUCAUUAUAGCCAUUAGGUUUCAGCAUACAGUUUUUAAGGACUUUAAUUUAACUGCUGUAAUUUAACUGCUGUAAUGCGAAACAUUGCAAUUCUUUGAAACUCUAAAUUGGCUUUAUAUGAACUUUAUUCAUCAUCAAAUAAAAGCAUAAAUAAAACCAAAA